AUGUCCUUGAAGUCACAAGUUGUGGAGUGUUUCGCAGUGCUAUUCACCAAGAAAACCCUUUCUGUACGUCAAAAAUGGAUUCUUGGUUUAAUAAACCUUUCAGCAGUGGUGAUAUUUUGGGUGCUAUCGUCAUUUCUUGUGAAUGAUCUAUUUGAAACAGACAUAUAUAGGAAGCCCUUCUUCAUCACAUACCUCAAUACGGGCUGUUUUGCAUUCUAUCUUAUACCAUAUCUUUGGAGUGAAGGACUAUCCUUGAGAGAAUUUAUAGAUGCUUUACAAAUAAACUAUCAUGAGUCUAGAAUAGGUGGAGAAUUUACCAAUCUAAAUGAUAUGGAAAAUUAUGGAUCUUCUGAUAAUUUAACUACUCUCCAACAAGAUACCGAGUUACAAAUCCCCCUUUAUGAAACAAUUAAACUUUCAUCCCAAUUUGCUGUUCUUUGGUUUUCUGCUAAUUUGGUGACUAAUGCUUCACUUUCAUAUACAUCUGUUGCAUCACAAACCAUUUUAUCUUCAUCUUCAUCCUUUUUCACCCUUAUAAUUGGUUAUUUAUGUAUGGUUGAAAAAAUUAAUUUAAACAAAAUAAUUGGCUUGGUUUUAAGUUUUGUUGGAGUUAUAAUAGUUACAAAGAUUGAUUCAAGUGAUCCUCCUAAUGAAAAUACACCCCCCUUAUUAACUUUAUGGGGGAAUCUUUUGGCUCUUUCUGGUGCCCUUUUCUAUGGGGUCUACACAAUUCUACUCAAAUUUAAAGUGAUGAUAAAGGAUUCCCAUAAGGAAAGAGUAUUAAAUACUCAUUUAUUUUUCGCCUUUGUUGGGAUUUUCACUUUGGUAUUCUUAUGGCCAGUUAUAAUUUUACUUCAUUUCACUGGCCAUGAAAAAUUCGAAUUACCUCCUAAUUCUUAUGCUUUGAUCUUACUUUCACUUAACAUGCUCAUUACUUUCAUUUCCGAUCUCUGUUGGUGUAAAGCUGUUUUACUUACCAGUCCAUUGACAGUUACUGUUGGUCUUUCAAUGACUAUCCCAAUUGCCAUGGUUGGAGACUGGCUCAUUAAAGGGUUCCGGAUCAAUUGGUUAUAUCUUUUAGGAGCGUCAAUUGUUACUGCUGGGUUUUUAAUCAUUAACAAUGAUGAAGAAGAAGAUUUUGUAUCUCAUCGAGAUGAGUAA
Messenger RNA from [Candida] anglica, 1161 nucleotides. NCBI's taxonomy places the organism in Eukaryota, Fungi, Ascomycota, Pichiomycetes, Serinales, Debaryomycetaceae. The record is from the annotation of a GenBank genome assembly.